ACUAACCAGCGAAAAAAACAAUAAGAGAGAUAUGGAAAGUUCUUCGAGUUAUGGGGUUGAAAAACUUCAAGAACGAUGUUACAAAGAGUGGAUGGGUUUACAAACUAAACACAUAGAUGAUCUCAAAGAAGCACUCAUGUGUCAACAAAACAACGAUCACAAACUCGAAGACCUCGUUGGUAAAAUCGUCAAUGACUUCAAAACAUAUGCGGGAAAACGAUCAGAGCUCUCGCGCCGAUGCUGCGCUAACUACUUUGCACCGUCGUGGAACUCUCCUAUAGAGAACAGUAUGCUAUGGAUGGGAGGAUGUCGUCCUUCUUCUUUCAUUAGACUUAUAUACGUGCUUUGUGGAUCCCAGGCCGAAACUCAGCUUUCUCAAUAUCUUCUUAAGGUCGACGAAAACUUUGAUGUAAACCAUGGUGGUUUCAUGAGUGAUCUUACCGCGACACAGCUUGGAAAAAUCAACGAGCUGCAUAUGAAGGUAAUAAAGAAAGAAGACAAGAUUACGAAGACAUCUGCGAAUUUUCAAGAGGAUGUGGCGGAUAUGCCAAUCGCGGAUGUGGUGCUUGGUGAUGCAGCGGUGGACGAUGCUUUGGAUAAGCAUGAAGAGGGUAUGGCGGUUUUACUGGCGGAGGCUGAUAAACUGAGGUUUGAGACGCUUAGGAAGAUUGUGGAGGUUGUGACACCGGUUCAAGCGGCGGAGUUUUUGCUUGCCGGGAAAAGAUUACAAUUGUCGUUGCACGAGCGGGGAAGAGUUAGAGCACAUGUUUGUGGAGGAGUGGGGGACGGAGCGGGGAAGUCAGACAGAACCACUUGAUGAAGUGAGUGUGAGUAUUUAGCAUAUAAUAUAUGUGUAAUAUUUGUCUAAGUAGAGGUCACGUUUAGUGUCUUCAUGUAUAUUGAGAUGUUGCAUUCAUAAGCUUUUGUUUUUGUCUUUUGUUUUUGUCUUAUAUAACGAAUAACAACAAAAGCUACAAAAAAGAAGGGUCAAUAGACGACUUUUUUAUGA
Molecule: messenger RNA, 1009 nt
Organism: Arabidopsis arenosa
Lineage: Eukaryota; Viridiplantae; Streptophyta; Magnoliopsida; Brassicales; Brassicaceae
Source: the annotation of a GenBank genome assembly